AUGGCAGCAGUCAACUCCAUUCUGGGAAUAGUUAAUGCUCUAAGAGGAGCUACUCGGCUCUUUCCAAGUGAAAUUGAACCUUAUCGAGAUGAUGAAGUACAGAAAUGUAAUGGUGGUACUGGUGGUGGUGCUGGUGGUGAUGGUUCUGGUAGUGGUGCUGGUGGUGGUGGUGCUGGUGGUGAUGGUACUGGUAGUGGUGCUGGUGGUGAUGGUUCUGGUAGUGGUGGUGGUGCUGGUGGUGAUGGUACUGGUAGUGGUGCUGGUGGUGGCGAUAAUUUCCCAUUACUCCUGUACAUGUACAUAACAAAUUUGGUUUUAAUGUAUACGAAAAGUAUCACAUUUAUGUUUGCCGAGAUGGAUAAGGUUCCUUUUGCCCAAACGCUUACAUGUACCGCAGCAUUGGGCCAAACUAUUUAUCUACCAUAG
Ostrea edulis (European flat oyster) is the source of this 426-nucleotide messenger RNA. RefSeq lists its product as uncharacterized. The transcript is spliced from 2 exons. Lineage: Eukaryota; Metazoa; Mollusca; Bivalvia; Ostreida; Ostreidae. The coding region runs from base 1 to 426 and encodes 141 amino acids. The record is from RefSeq and is a predicted model, not a curated record.